Vitrella brassicaformis is the source of this 1804-nucleotide messenger RNA. The record is from the annotation of a GenBank genome assembly. NCBI's taxonomy places the organism in Eukaryota, Vitrellaceae.
AAAAGGUUCCACUGAGAGACAGUGGCGUUACUGACGUGUCCAUUGCUGCAUGGGCUCCAGCUGUGUGCCACCGAGUCGUCGAAUUGCCCAUAUAUUGAUACAAUCCGGCUGGCGAAGCCCACAGAGGCAUUUCCCUCGGAAAGGCAUUGCAAAGGCACUCAAUACCCUUGGAUUGACAUUGCUCAACGCUCGGGUUCGAUGAGGAGGGCCGGGGCCACCCAAGGGAUGGAGGUAUGGACGGGAUGCAUUCCCCGCACUGGUCUAUAAAUAAAUGCAUUUGCUGUCGGCAUGUGUGGCUGAUCAGAUGGACGAGUGCAAUGUGGAUGCCCGGAAGUCGGCAACACCAAAGCUGUUCGCCAGAUUCAAACCGAAGUUUCUCGAGGUGAGACGAUUUGAGAAACGGAAAAUUAAUUGCUGUGGCUGUCUGCCCAUUGCAAGAAGGUCCCCAUGGAUGGAUGUCUGCCUGGCGGCUGCCUGGCGCUACUGGUGAGCGUCGACAGACAGAGGUUUGUCUGCUUCUGAUCUUUGUGGGGACGUUCACCUACCGCUCUCAGUUGCGUCGCAAGUGCCAGUCCGUGAGUGGGAAGGACAAGGUGCAGCUCGAGAAGAUGCGCGACAGCGAUGGCUCACGCACCACGUGUGAUACGGAGGGCAUCGGGGAGGACGGCGUGCACCUCCCUCGCCGCCUCACUCAGGUAGUAAGUGGCUGGGGUAGGCGCAUACUCGUGUCAUCCAUCCAUCCAUCCAUUGCAUUAGUGGACUCUCUGUUGUGUAUGUGCCUGCCUGCAGGACUUCGAUAGUGUGUUCGAGGAGGCUGCUGCCGGUUCGUCCAGCGACGAAGGAGCAAAGGGGCCGGCCCUCAAGCAAAUCGCCUUGCAGAAACGCAUGGAUGCCGUCUUGUACGGACACCUGGAGGGGGUGAGACGAGACACACAAGGCGGCGAGACACCAACCGCCAAACAACAUGCACUGUGUCUGCGUGUCUGCGCAGAAGCUGGAUCAGGCCUUUCACGGUCGGGCGCCGAGAGGGUACGAUGGCGACAGGGACGGUGGUGAUGGCGAUGGCGACAGCGACAGCGAGUCGGCUGAGUCGUCGGUGUGGUUCAUCUACAACCAUAGUGAGUUGCCGGAGGGGGGCUACGGGAAGGGCACGGCCCACUGGCUGCCGAAGUGGCGACAGCAGGUGAGGGAGAGGUGGAGACAUGAGGGAAUGAAGGGCCUCCCACUCAUCAAUGGCCGAAUGGAUGGAUGGAUAAAUGGACUGUGUGUGGUGAUGAUGCAUUCACGCGUGCAGGAGAUCGAUGCGGCACUUGACAUGAUGCGAUUUCUGCGGGACGAUGCCGAUGCUGAGUCGGUGCCCGUGAGGCGCUGUGAGUUCCAUCCACUGAAACCACUCACGUGGGCGACACCUGAAUGGAUGGCCGUGCCGCUCACACUCACUCAUUUGUUCAUGUCACUUGCUGUCUGUGUGUGUGUGCCUUUCAGGUGAUGGAACGCAUGCAGCACGUGUGUGGGGCUGUAAGCUGGCUCGAUGGACGGAUGGGCAGAUGGUGGUGCGACAGACAUGGCUCUCUUGCUGCCGCCUGCCUGCAUGGUAUGUCUGGCUGGCUGACGUGAUGUAUAGACGUGACACGCGGCGGAUGCUUCCCUCCCUCUCCCUCUCUCUCCCUCUCUCUGCGGGGAGGGGCAUCCGUGUGAGUGACUCCCUCAGUCCAUGUGAGUGCUUCACGCGACCGACUUACUCGGUGCAUGUCCAGCCAUGUCCGGCGACACACAAGAGUCGUUCACGCCUCACUCAUUGAAU